This is a messenger RNA of Talaromyces proteolyticus, 3198 nucleotides long. RefSeq names its product 5-carboxymethyl-2-hydroxymuconate isomerase. The transcript is spliced from 5 exons. Gene Ontology annotation, molecular function: hydrolase activity, acting on carbon-nitrogen (but not peptide) bonds. NCBI's taxonomy places the organism in Eukaryota, Fungi, Ascomycota, Eurotiomycetes, Eurotiales, Trichocomaceae. The record is from RefSeq and is a predicted model, not a curated record. The coding region runs from base 1 to 3198 and encodes 1065 amino acids.
AUGGCUUCACCAAAGACUGUUUCUCACAGCUGGAUUGGCCAGGUCAUAUCUCCAUCCACCUGGGAUCCCAGGCAUUACCCUCACAAUGACUUGCAGUUUGCUCCUAACCUAAAACCAAAAACUUACGAGAUGGCUGGCACGCCACCCGAUUCUCAAGUCCUGUUCCUAGACGUCAAUAUUCUCGACUCCACAGGACGAGAGCCGUAUACGGGUGAUGUCUUAGUCAAAGGAAAGCGUAUUGCUGCGGUUGGAAAGGUGCCUAAUGUCGACGAGCUCCAGAAGGAUGACCGAGUGCGGGUCAUCCAUGGAAAGGGCCGGACCCUGAUGUCUGGACUUGGAGAUGCCCAUACUCAUUUGACAUGGAAUGACAAUGCUCUGGAGCUGCUGGGAGAUGUUGGCGUUGAAGAGCAUACACUCAUUACUGCAAGGUCGGCUCUUAGCUACAUAGAUUCCGGUUAUACAAUGUGCUAUGGAGCCGCCUCAGCUAAGAACAGAUUAGAUUGUGUCAUUCGAGAUGCAAUAAACUCUGGACAACUACCCGGUCCAAGAUUACUCGCUAAUGCAAUGGAGAUUGCCAAGCGUGAUGCCGAGUUGGCAUCUGGAAUCACUGCCUUCGCAGACGGCCCACUUGAAAUGCGUGAGGUGAUUCGGCAUCACGCAAAGCUUGGAGUGGAUCAAAUCAAGCUGAGCAUGUCGGGGGAGGCUAUUAUGGAGUCGCGAUCGGCCGAGGAGAGUUUCUUCGAGAAUGAAGAGACAGCGGCUUGCGUUGAUGAAGCGCACCGUCUCGGGCUACGAGUUUGCUCUCAUGCUCGCGCCCGGGACUCUAUAAUUCAAUCUGUGAGGCACGGAGUAGAUGUUAUUUACCACGCCUCUUAUAUCGACGACGAAGGAAUGGACAUGUUGGAAAAAGCAAAACAUAAGCAUGUUGUUGCACCUGCUAUUAACUGGCUUUAUACUACUGUCCACGAGGCCGAGCCAUAUGGAUACACGUUUGAGCAAGCGGAGAAAGUGGGAUACAAGCAGGAGCUCGAGGUAGCUAUCCGUGCUCUGAGGGAGAUGCGCCGACGUGGCAUUACGAUUCUCCCAGGCGGCGAUUAUGGUUUUGCUUGGUGCCCUCACGGGACAUAUGCACGAGACCUAGAGCAUUUUGUAAAAUUGCUGGGCUUCACUCCUAUGGAAUCAAUUAUUGCAGCAACAGCUGGUAUAGCCAAGCUCUUCAUGCAGGAAGAUGAACUUGGUAAAAUCCUCCCUGGCUUUUAUGCGGACUGCAUCUUGGUCGACGGUGACCCCUUGAAAGAUAUCUCCAUUUUGCAAGACCAUUCAAAGUUGAACGUGAUCAUGAUAAAUGGAAGACUUCACAAGAUAUCGCAGUUGGAGCUCACUUCAAAAUCGCAAGAUAUUUUGUCUUCUGCAAAAUCUGAACAAGAGCAUCAUUUUAGCUACAUCUCUUAUGUGGAUGAUCUUGGGAAUCCACGAAUCGGCCACCUCGACUCCAACGAUAACAAGGUUUAUCCGUUGACAAUGGCUUCAGGUUCACCGCUUGAGAAUAUGUAUCAAGUAAUCGAGCUUGGUAAGGAAGGGGUUGCUCGUGGUUUGGGUUCUCCUGUUCCUUUGAGUUCUGUAAAACUGCUACCUCCCCUUGCAGACCGGGAUGUAUUGUGUAUCGGGGUGAACUACGGAAAACACGCCACCGAGUAUAAGAACAGUGGAUACAGUAGAAACAAUGAUGAAAGUGAAGUGCCAUUACCAGUGAUAUUCUCAAAGCGAAACACGAGCAUUAUAGCUGCUAAUGAAGACAUAUUUCCGCAUCCCAAAUUUACGAAAACCAUUGACUAUGAAGGAGAAGUGGCUGUGAUUAUUGGCAAGGCAGGAUUCAAUAUUCCUGCGGAAAGGGCAAUGGAUUAUGUUUGGGGAUACACUAUUCUCAAUGACGUCACUGCUAGAGAAAAGCAGCGUGAUCAUCAUCAAUUCUAUAUGGGAAAAUCACCUGACACUUUCUGUCCGAUGGGCCCUGUAGCAGUACCUGCGGAUGCUUUGCCAGCGACGCUCCAGGUUCAGACAUACGUGAAUGGGGAAAAACGACAGGAUGGAUGCACUGCGGAUCUCAUUGCAGGUAUUCCUCGGCUGAUUGAAGUUCUGUCUAGCGGAAUGACUCUGCAACCGGGCGAUGUGAUUGCGACAGGAACUCCAGAAGGUGUAGGAAUAGGCUUUCGCCCACCCAAGUUUCUUCAACCGGGCGAUGUUGUUGAAGUAGCUGUUACAGGUCUUGGGAAACUAACUAACCGGAUUGGACAACCAUCCUCCAAAAACCCACAAGUUAGCAGAACUCUCAACAAUACCAGUAUUCCGGUCCAUAACCUAGAUCGCACUUGGGGAGGCACAGGUCUCAAGGAAAUCAGCCCUAAGAACUACGUCAAUAUCCGCGAAAUCAACCCGGAAAACACGCAGAAGGAUGCAAUUGUAUUUAUUCACGGUCUCGGAGCUAGUCUUGAAUACUACCUUCCCUUGAUCCACGCUGCAGGGCUAGAAGAAGGCGGGCACCGCAUAAUUCUCUAUGACCUUGAGGGACACGGUUUGACUUCUACCCGGGCAUCAAACACUGCCACUUUACAAACAUUCGCGAGGGAUCUGGAAUUGCUGUUGUUGGCUAAAGGCAUCAGUUCUGCGACGAUUGUUGGUUGGUCACUGGGUGGGCUUAUUGCCAUGUACUUUGCACAAAUACAUCCUUCACUGGUGUCAAAACUCGUGCUUUUGGGCCCAGGAGGCUCUCCGCUACCGGAGCCAGCUGUGAAAAUGUUCACUCAACGUGCUGCUAUUGUUCGAGAACAAGGCAUGGAAGCGUCUGGUAUGGCGCAACUGGUGGCAACGGCAGCGACAUCUAGGAAGACACAAUCGUCUCGACCCCUAUCAUUCUAUGCGGUACGGCAAUUCCUUGUAUCUACACAUCCGGAAGGCUAUGCAAAAGGGUGUAUCGCGCUUGCCAAAUCGCCGGAAACGGUGAUUGCGGUAGAGACACUACAGAUGCCAACUUUGAUCGUAGCUGGACGUGAUGACGUGAUCUCACCAUUGCAGCUAGUAGAGAAGUACAAAGACCGUCUACCAAAUGGAAAAUUAGAAAUUCUGGAAGGCGUGGGACAUUGGCAUGUUCUUGAGGAUUUGGAGGCAACGGCAAGAGUUAUCAAAGAAUUUCUGAAGUGA